Molecule: messenger RNA, 690 nt
Organism: Armigeres subalbatus
Lineage: Eukaryota; Metazoa; Arthropoda; Insecta; Diptera; Culicidae
Exons: 2
Coding region: 88-534 (148 amino acids)
Source: RefSeq, a predicted model, not a curated record
UCAUCGGUGUUGCAGAAUUGAAAGGUAACUGUGUGAUGUGCAUUAGAGUUAUUAAUAGCCCACACGCGACUGUGUACAUUGUGCUGAAUGGUAGCACCUUUCCAUUCAAUAACCUUGGUUGAAUCGCCACAGCGUCAAGUCGACAUAACGCGAAGGCGACACGCGCGAAAGCAAGAUCAAGCGUCAGUUGAGCAGCAACAUCGUUUCCGGCAACACACGAACAGUUGUCUUUCAGAGUGUAAUAUUGAUAAAAUCCGAACAAUAUGUCCAACAACGGUAGAUACGUCCGGGCUCCGAAAUAUUUCGACCCGCAACCAAGCGACGACGAGAACGAUCCGGAGCAACCAGAGGAAAACAUUGCGCCAGGCCAUGUUUACGACUCGGAUGAGGACAACACCGACAAUCAAAGCGACGCAAGCGAAACUGCAAGCUAUUCCGCCAUACUACCAGCCAAGCCAACAGCCGUUCCGGGCACGUCGAACAACGAAAAAAGUAAUCUUUCCGGUGAAUCAAAUGACAGCAAUGUCCCCUUGAAUAAUGAUCGCCUGCAACGGUUGGAGAACAUGCUUUUCGAUCUCACUAAGGCAGUGAAUUCCAUGCAAUCAACACGUCCCACUUCAUGUGCCCCCGACACUGACCAAAUCUGGUGCACAUCUGUCACCAAUACGACCGAUAACUCCAUGCCCAGUA